Molecule: messenger RNA, 750 nt
Organism: Rhipicephalus sanguineus (brown dog tick)
Lineage: Eukaryota; Metazoa; Arthropoda; Arachnida; Ixodida; Ixodidae
Product: arylsulfatase J-like
Exons: 2
Coding region: 27-560 (177 amino acids)
Source: RefSeq, a predicted model, not a curated record
GACUAGAAGAUGUCGAUGGACUCGAUAUGUGGGAGCACAUGUCGCGCGGAUCGGAAUCGCCGCGCACCGAACUCCUGUACAACAUCGAUCCCCUCGACCCGCCAGAGCUCUCGGUGGCCGCGAUUCGAGACACCCGCUACAAGUUGGUCCUCGACGGCACGGGUUACAACAGCGAACGAUACGAAACUGCGGGUGGCCGUCGGCCUUACGAAGACCUCGACAAACUUCUCGUCCAAUCGAAAACUUCCCGCGUUCUGAGGAAGCUGUACGGGACGAAACGCUUGAGGUUUCCCAGAGGAUGGAGGAGGCGUGCAACGCUUACGUGCGGCAAAGGAACUAGAGAAAAUUUCUCAGCCAACGACACCGUCUUUUUGUUCGACAUUGUCAAAGAUCCGUGCGAGCUGAACAACUUGGCCAGCGAAAGCCCGCAAAUCGUGUCUGCCCUCAUGAAGCGUUUGGAUGCCUACCGAGCAGUCACCGUGCCUAUCGAGAACCUGCCUUUCGACCCAGCCAGUGCUCCUGAAUACCACAACGGGACGUGGGCACCGUGGUUGGACUGAUAAUUCAAUGGAAUUGAGUUUGCAACUGGAUUGCGAAGAUGACCAGGCCGUGAAAACUGCAGUUAGCAACUUGAGGUGAACCUGGCCACCUCAUGUACAGGGCAGCUUGAUAGCGAACAAAUAAAACAGCCUGUCGCAUUCUAAUAUAGUACGCACAGGCAGUAAUGGUCCAAGCAAUACAAUAUUGCAA